Molecule: messenger RNA, 2674 nt
Organism: Trichoplusia ni (cabbage looper)
Lineage: Eukaryota; Metazoa; Arthropoda; Insecta; Lepidoptera; Noctuidae
Exons: 3
Coding region: 1261-2124 (287 amino acids)
Biological process (GO): regulation of transcription by RNA polymerase II
Cellular component (GO): transcription regulator complex; nucleus
Source: RefSeq, a predicted model, not a curated record
AUCGUCUUAAGCCAAUUUUCAUUUAUUUAUCGGCCAUUGUAAAUAGCACAAUUGGGGCCCUGGAGCUCCGAUUGCAUUGUCAAGUGAGAUUUCAGUCCCUGCAAUUCAGCUAAAGAUGAUUUGUUACAUCUAUUGUACAGGGAUGUAGUACCCCUGUAUAGGGGUGGUGUUCUUAGCUUCUCCUGCAUUAUUACUAUGAAUAUAAAACGAUGCCGUACGCACACAUUGCACCCGCCACUAGGGCUUAUCGUUAAUUUGACGAUUCAAUUUGAAUCUCUAUUUAAACACCGAUUCCAAGUGUAAUAGAAGCCCGAUUCGCUGAAAUUGACUCCAUCAAGUAGAUCUAAAAUUGGGUAACUUAAACUUGUUGAAUACACGAAUAUUUUGGGAGACCCAACACCACACCGAGACGUGUGAUACACGUGCAUAUUUUUUUUUUUGCAAUACAACUCGCCCGAUCUCCCACUGAUUACGGUUUGAUUGGGUACCUUAGGUACAUAGUGUAGACUAGAUACGUAUAUAAGUGAGAUAAUUAGUUGUUGGUGUCCGUAUAUCAAACAAACCGAGUCACGUGAGAUGGCGGUGACGUCACGCUGCUCAGUCAGCUCGUCAAGCGUUUGAUAAAUGUUGGAUAUCAGUAGGUAUAGGAUAAAUUAAUGGACGAUGUUUCUCUUAAUCCAAAUCAUUUAGAGAUAUGGAUGGUGGUUAUGAGACACUAUUUUACCGCAUUAUAGAAGAUUAUGAUGUGAGCUCAUUGAUUUCAUUUUAAGCAGAACCUUUAGAUAUAAGAAUUGAUAGUAGGUAAUAAGUUGGUAACGCUUCGGUUUGGUCCGAGCGCAGAGCGGCCGAGCUGCCGGUACUCGGUGUCGAGGUGAAUCGAUAACCAACGAUGUGGAAUUUAUAAAAGUGUCCGGCGGGCGCCGCGGAGCGUCUGCGCUCUUGCUUUUUCACGUGUUUCCGUAUCUGCGUUACUCGCACUCGCGCCUGUGAGGUAAGUGCGAGUGAGAUGGGCAUGUUUGCCCGCUUGCUUCUUGCUGCGCGUGUCUGUUUGCCUCUGUGCGCGCUAACGUGUUUGCUCCGUGCCCUCGUUGUGGUGUGACGUGUAGUCAAUCGAAACAUUUAUAAGUACAGAGUAUUCUUCUUGUAAUUAUAUAUUUGACCCCUGUGUGCACAGUUAGCGAAUAAUUGUAUUUUCGAUGUGACUACUAGUGCGUUGACUGUUUUCGUGUAAAUCACACAGACAUUAAAGUAAGAGUAGUGAUGUCAAGCAGCAAGCGGGCGCGUGCGUCGCGUACGGCGGCGGUUGCAGAAGCGGCGGCGGGCGCGGCCGAGGCGGCGGAGGGCGGCGGGGGAGGCGGGGGCGGCGAGGUGGGCCGCCUGGUCGACUGCAGCCAGGCCGACGACCGGCGCAUGAUCCGGCUGGUGCGCGAGCGGCGCCUGCUGUACGCGCGCAACAACAUGCCCGUCGCCAGCUACUACUCGCAGGUCAAGAAGCUGUGGGAGCAGGUGGCGCGCGAGAUGGGCUGGACCGUGGCGGACGUGCGUCGCAAGUGGUCGCACAUCCGCAACUCGUACUCGCGGCACCUGCGCAACGAGAUGUACGGCGUGCGCACCGGCCGCGGCCGCAUGGUCUCCAAGUGGUACCUGGCCGACGAGCUGGACUUCCUGCGCGAGCACAUGGCCACCGACACGCGCCCGGCGCGGUACUCGUACGCACCACUAUACCUGGACAUGAAGUCGGAGGAGCAGCCUGCGCUGGGGCCCGAUUCGGUGGACCUGAAGCCGUUCCUGGGCAACCCGUGGUUCGCGCUGGCGGGGGGCGCGCCUGCCGCCGCGGACCCGCCCCCGCGCGACGCCUCCGCCAGCCCGCGCUCCUUCGACGCCGAUGAGAACUCUGCCUACUUCCAGUUUUUCCGUGGCAUCCACAACGACUACCAGGAGCUGCCGGCGCGCAAGCAGCGCCUGUUCCGGCGCGAGUGCCUCGCCUUCCUGCACCGCCUGCUGGACGACGACGAGCCGCGCGAGCAGAGCGACGCGCUCAACCUGAGCCACGCGCCCGACGACGAGCGCGACGUCAAGCCGCAGCUGCCGCCCGACGACGGCCGCGACAUCUUGCCGCACUAGGGGCGUGGGGCUGCGCUAGGGCCGCGCUUGGGCCGCGCCGGCGGCCGCACAGGACGUUCAGUGAGAAACGUGACCGUGUUCCUACUAGGGUAGCGGUGUCGCCAGCCUAGCCUGGCGCACCCCUGUAUAUAGUUAUUUAUAGUUCGACCGCACCUCGGUGCUCGCUCAAAGCUAUCUAGUCUUAUAAUAUUGUAACGAAAACUUGAAACACAAUAUUAGAAUUAAUUUAAGUUGUAUGUGGGUACAAUACUUUUCGACGGGAUUCAUGGACCCCUAUAAGAAAAUUAAAAUACAAAUUAAAAAAAUGAUUGUAAAAAUGGUUAUUCAUCGUGGCAUUUAAAUUGUUUUCAUUAUUAAGCAGAUGUGAAAGUAUAUUUAAGAUCACAAGAAUAACGAUAAUGUAACAUUUGAGUCCGGAACAAUGCGGCUUGAACCAUGCUAAUAUUCACUGAGGUCUGUUUCCUCUUAACAAUGUGAUUUGCUACAAACUCUUGUUCCUACUUGUUAUUAGUUAAAAUUAUGCAACAAUUAUAUGAACAACAAUUAGUAA